Pseudoliparis swirei is the source of this 1755-nucleotide messenger RNA. RefSeq names its product COP9 constitutive photomorphogenic homolog subunit 4 (Arabidopsis) (gene cops4). Lineage: Eukaryota; Metazoa; Chordata; Actinopteri; Perciformes; Liparidae. The transcript is spliced from 11 exons. The record is from RefSeq and is a predicted model, not a curated record. Gene Ontology annotation, cellular component: COP9 signalosome; cytosol. The coding region runs from base 35 to 1315 and encodes 426 amino acids.
GAGCCGCUGUCGUUGGUUCUUCGUCUCUGCAACAAUGGCGACCGACGUGAGGCAGGAGCUCGCGCAGCUAAUCAAUUCAACUGGAUCUCACAAAGAUCUCGCUGCCAAAUAUCGACAAAUUCUGGAGAGGGCCAUUCAGUUUACAGAUGCAGAGCAGAUGGAUUCCUUGAGGGCAUUUGUUGAAGCAAUGGUCAACGAAAAUGUCAGUCUCGUCAUCUCGAGGCAGCUGCUCACUGAUUUUUGCACACAUCUGCCCAGCCUGCCUGAUGCCACAGCGAAAGCCGUGUAUCACUUCACGUUGGAGAAGAUCCAGCCCAGGGUCAUCUCCUUCGAGGAACAGGUAGCCUCAAUCAGGCAGCACUUAGCAACCAUUUAUGAAAAGGAAGGCGACUGGAGGAAUGCUGCACAGGUUUUAGUUGGUAUUCCCCUGGAAACAGGACAGAAGCAAUACAAUGUUGACUAUAAGUUGGAUACAUACCUGAAAAUUGCCCGUCUCUACUUGGAGGAUGAUGACCCAGUGCAGGCGGAGGCAUAUAUAAACAGAGCCUCUUUGCUUCAGAAUGAGUCCUCUAAUGAACAGCUGCAGAUACACUACAAGGUGUGCUAUGCCAGAGUCCUCGACUUCAGGAGGAAGUUCAUUGAGGCCGCACAAAGAUACAACGAGCUGUCUUAUAAGUCUAUUGUCCAUGAGACUGAACGUCUGGAGGCACUGAAACAUGCCCUAAACUGCACCAUACUGGCGUCUGCAGGCCAGCAGCGUUCCCGUAUGUUGGCCACUCUCUUUAAGGAUGAGCGCUGUCAGCAACUGGCUGCCUACGGUAUUCUGGAGAAGAUGUACCUGGACCGUAUUAUCAGAGGAAACCAGCUGCAGGAGUUUGCUGCCAUGCUGAUGCCUCAUCAGAAAGCCACCACAGGGGAUGAUGGAAACACCAACAUAUCGCCUUUAUUGGAUACCAAUAUGACAACAGAAAAAAUGAAAGGCUCCAGCAUCCUCGACCGAGCUGUGAUCGAACACAACCUCCUCUCCGCUAGCAAACUCUACAACAACAUCACGUUUGAAGAGCUAGGAGCACUUUUAGAAAUCCCCCCAGCAAAGGCCGAGAAAAUAGCUUCCCAGAUGAUCACCGAAGGACGCAUGAACGGCUUCAUCGACCAGAUAGACAGCAUCGUACACUUUGAGACGCGUGAAGCCCUUCCGACCUGGGACAAACAGAUCCAGUCUCUGUGUUUCCAGGUCAACAACCUCCUAGAAAAGAUCCGCUCGGUCGCUCCGGAGUGGGCGGCCCAGGCCAUGGAGACCCAGAUGACCCAGUAAACGCCCCCAACACGGUUCCCUCCUCAGUCUGUCUUAAAGUGUCGUCUUCCUGCUCCAAAAAACACGUCACCAUCACUUGUUUGACUUUUUCAUAGAACUCUUUAUUACUUUUGUCCACAAGGGAAAAUAGUUCAAUGUUUCUCUCUAUUUCGGAUCUGUCAUAGAUGUAUCGACCGAAGGACGACCGUGUAACGUUUGGAUGACUUCCCGUUAUUGAACUGGCAUGUUAAACGUUUGGGUGUGAUUAUUCAGAUAUUUGACAUGUAAUGGGGUCAAAAAGAAGGGAGGGAAGGAGGCUUCUGCCUUCCUACACAUUCUCCUGUUUUUUUAAACAUGACACAAUGACACAGAAACAUCUGUCAAGUGGUUCUUCAUCAUGUAAAAAUACAUUCUCGGUCGAUUCUUCUGAAUUUCUGAAUUAAAUUCUAAGCGGAGAUUUG